UUUACAACCCGAGACGAAUUCCGUUCAUUCUCUCAAUCAAACUUCAUGUGAAUAGUUAUUAUAAUCAAUUUGAUUAAGAAAAUAAUGAAAAGUGUUCUCAAAUACACAACGUAUAUCACAUUUGCGGUGAACGUCCUCAUUUGUUUGGGAUGCCCCCACGAAACGGAAAAUGUGAAGGCUGCAUACAAAUCUGGCGAAGCGUUCGAACAGAAUAUGCCGAUAACACUCGAGAACAUCAAGAGGAAACUAAAAGAAAGCGGCAUCUUUAACUGGCAGGACCCAAAGUUGACUGAUCGAGAGAGAAAAGAACUUACCAAGUUAUUCGAAGCUGUUGAAAUCAUGACAACAUCCCGUGCUCGUCAGCCAUCGAACGUUCAAAACAUAUUCUAUUCUUUACGGAUGGUCGAGAGAGCGCUUAAGAAACAAGUGAAAGAGGGGCAGAUAUCAGAUACAUUGGCUGCGAAAUUCCGCUGGGAAAAACUGUUACCACGACGCAGACAAGAAAGGUCGACAUACCAUUUAGAUAAGAAGACGAAUAUGAGAGUUUUCAACAUAAACAAAUAAACAUAGUUGCAUUAAUGUAUAACGUAAGAUUAAAUUUGUAAGAGGAUAUAAAUGAAUAAAAUAAGGAGAGGCUCACUGUAAGGUUAAAUCAUACCAGUGUUGCCAGUUAAGCUUGUAAAGUUACAAUUUUGUGGUGAAAGUUACGAAUUAAUAUUUUUAUAAAUUAUUUUCAGAUAUUGUUUUAUAUACUUAUUAUUAUAUUUAAAUUUUUUGAUAAAAAAUUAAUAGCGUGUUCAAAAAUCAGUACGCGUUAAUAGAACUUAACUAAUUUUAAAAAUGACUACAUGACAUGAUUACUGCUACCAUGCGUCCCGUUUUAAAUGGCAAAGUCCCGAUUUCAAGCCAAUUGUACUACUCUCUUCACGAACCUCUAAAUCUAAUCAUUCGCACUCUCUUUCCCCUUACCAACAUAUCUUCCGUCUUUGUUGCUAGACAAACUAACAAAGGUAUAGAAACGUGACCUUAGAAUUUGCCCUGUUUUGCCGAGGAAGUUAAAUUUAAAUUAACAACAAAUCAUAAGAUUUUGUAUUAUUAGUUAUAAAAGUCCUCCUCAUUAUUUAAUCUAGGCUUAAGAUGAAAAUCGAUUUGUGCUUAUUAGUAUUGGUUUGUUAAACUUAACCGAUUAUAAUAAACAUUUCUUUGU
Nymphalis io (European peacock) is the source of this 1207-nucleotide messenger RNA. RefSeq lists its product as uncharacterized. Bases 85 to 564 code for a protein of 159 amino acids. The record is from RefSeq and is a predicted model, not a curated record. NCBI's taxonomy places the organism in Eukaryota, Metazoa, Arthropoda, Insecta, Lepidoptera, Nymphalidae. The transcript has 5 exons.